AUGGUACGAAUGAGCGUUUUAGCUGACUGUUUAAAAACCAUAAACAAUGCCGAGAAAAGAGGAAGACGACAAGUUUUAAUAAGACCUUCCUCAAAAGUUGUAAUUAAAUUUUUACAAUAUAUGCAAAAGAAAGGAUAUAUAGGAAGUUUUGAAAUAGUUGAUGACCACAGAUCAGGAAAAAUUGUUGUGAAUUUGUUAGGAAGAAUAAACAAAUGUGCCGUUAUAUCACCAAGAUAUGAUGUUAAGCUUGAUGAAAUUGAGAAGAUUAUUACUAGCAUAUUACCCAGUAGACUUUUUGGUCAUUUAAUUUUAACAACACCCUAUGGAAUUAUGGAUCACGAAGAAGCUAGAAGAAAACAUACAGGAGGAAAGGUCUUAGGUUUUUUCUUUUAA
Messenger RNA from Plasmodium adleri (nom. inval.), 393 nucleotides. Its product is annotated as 40S ribosomal protein S15A, putative. Gene Ontology annotation, biological process: translation. The record is from RefSeq and is a predicted model, not a curated record. Gene Ontology annotation, cellular component: ribosome; cytosolic small ribosomal subunit. Gene Ontology annotation, molecular function: structural constituent of ribosome. The transcript is spliced from 2 exons. NCBI's taxonomy places the organism in Eukaryota, Apicomplexa, Aconoidasida, Haemosporida, Plasmodiidae. Bases 1 to 393 code for a protein of 130 amino acids.